This is a messenger RNA of Ochlerotatus camptorhynchus, 3771 nucleotides long. RefSeq names its product 6-phosphofructo-2-kinase/fructose-2,6-bisphosphatase 1-like. NCBI's taxonomy places the organism in Eukaryota, Metazoa, Arthropoda, Insecta, Diptera, Culicidae. The coding region runs from base 1459 to 2895 and encodes 478 amino acids. Gene Ontology annotation, molecular function: fructose-2,6-bisphosphate 2-phosphatase activity; 6-phosphofructo-2-kinase activity; ATP binding. Gene Ontology annotation, cellular component: cytosol. The transcript is spliced from 9 exons. The record is from RefSeq and is a predicted model, not a curated record. Gene Ontology annotation, biological process: fructose metabolic process; fructose 2,6-bisphosphate metabolic process.
CCUUCUGUGUCCCGUCGUCGCCGUCUGUAUUUUGUACGGAGUUCAGUUGCAAGUCGCAGCAGUGGUGCGCUCUAGAUUUUAAAUUAUUUGCGAAUCCUAAGAGUCCGGGCCCCUCUCACAGCAAUCAGAAUCAGUUCAGUUCUGUCUGCCUGUGCCUUCGUAUCGUGGUGUUCGAGUGCCGAGCGUCGUCGUCGUCGUCGUAGUCGGAGCCGAGAAUCGUUUCUUAAACUUACCGUUAAGCGAGAGUUAUUAAGCUGGCUCAGAAGAAUCCGCCCCAGGCUGGCUACCCCGGAGUCCCGAUCAGUUCCCGUGUUAUAGCCCAUGGCAUGACGGAUGUCCGCAAGCUGAUCGAACAUACCUCAUCGAAUCAUUUCAGUGAAGAGACGAGAAAGUGUUUCAAAACCACCGUGCUCUAGGGGCGUGCAAUUUCCAAGAAGUUUUACAUAACGUUUGUGUGUGCUUUCUGUGGGCCGAAAUUUGUUGGUGCUAGAAAAUUGGCGAAAUAGUAGUUUGUAUCGGUUACUACUACCUACUCGUACAACUAACACCUUGGAACGGUACACUCAUCGUAUUUUGGUUUCGAGUCGAGUAUUGGCCGACGUGGUUGAAUUAACCCGGCACGAUUAGGUGAUUUAGUUCUGUUUUGAAUCUGCUGUUUGUAAACACAAAACGGCUAACUGUUGCAUCUGUGAGUGGAAAGUUACCUACCGCUUUAAGUAAAAAAAAAGUACUAGUUUAUUGAUAAUAAAUCUGUACAGCAAGUCGAUCCUGCACCAUCGUCGGACAGUUAAUUCAGAGUUCGGCAUACUACCGAAGAAGAGAGAGCACCCGGGUUUAACAACCUGUUUCACGGUCAACCUGCCCAGCUGCCUAUAGUGCUGUUGUCUUGUCUGUCAUCAAGCGUAUAGCAACGAUCGAGCGCUAGUAGUUUGUGGUAGUUUCAAAACGCGCCCGCGUACAAAGUGCAACUGCAGCAAUUGGACAAGUGCAUUCUCGCGUGCCACCGUGUUGUUGUGGGUGCAUUCGUUCUGUAUCCUUUGAGUUUGUUUUGGUUCGAUUUGAAGAAAAUUGAGCACAUUUUUCCCGGUUGACUCGUUCGGUAAAAACGCCAAUUAGUUGCAAUUAGAAAUCAACCGCGAAACUUGCAGCAGUCGAUUCCGCGCGAAGCAGCAGCAGUUAUUUGCACAGUUUGGAAGAAUCUACUUAAUUGUGUUAGAAUCAGGGUGUAAAAUUGCGUGAUACCAGCACACGUUGAUUAGUGAAAGUCCCAAGAAUCACCUAUAGUAGAAAUCAUAACAAACAUCGCCGUGCAUUUUCUCGAGAACAAAAAUCAAUAAAUUGCAUCGCCACACAAGGGAAGUGCAGCAGAACAAAAAAGUGUCAAGGCGGAAACAGCAAACAGCUGAGAGCACUUACCUAGCAUAACAAACGGCAUCAAGUGACGGGUAACAGAAGGAGAUGGCCCCCAUUGCGACAACAAACGAUCCCAAGCUGGCUCAGGCUGGCGAGGAUGACCUCAAUCAUCGAUCCGAUGCCAGCUAUUACAGGAAUCAUAAAAAUGGCCUAAAUGAAGGAUCACGUACCGUACCGGUGGCGCCUGCGAAAUCGAAUUCCGGCUUGAAGCCAUGCCCCCUGCGGGCUCCUCUUGUGGUGACCACCGUGGGCCUACCCUGUCGAGGGAAAUCCCUCGCAUCACAAAAGGUAGCCCGGCAUCUUAACUGGCGCGGAGAGAGCACAAAAGUUUUCAACGUGGAUGGCAAUGCCACUGCCGACACCCUGCAUGAGAUCUCGGUGUUCUUCAAAGAGGACAACGAUGUCGCAAUCAUCGAUGGAAUGCACCUGACGCGGCAAUCGCGUCAACUGUUGACCAACUUUUGCGGUGAACAGUUGUACCACCAUCUGCUGAUCGAGUUCAGCUGCAACGACAAAUGCCUCGAGGAGAACAUCAACGACACGGUUCAGUUCUACCACCAGCUGGACCAGAACAUCGAUUGGGAGCGACGGAUCAAGGAGAACAACGAAACCUAUACGUCCCGGUUCGAACCGUGCUCCCCGCUGGAGGGCCCAUUGAUUACGGUUAACAACUCGGAGGACUCGAUGUAUCACUCGGUAACGGCACGAGGCGUUCGCGGUGCUAUUCAGACUGCCAUUCUAGGGGUACUCGCCAGUCCGGUGAUACGACAGCAAACGUUCUACCUGAGUCGGCAUGGUGAAUCGGAGUACAAUGUUUUGGGUAGAAUCGGUGGCGAUGCUGAUCUAUCGCCGCGUGGCAUGAAGUACGCCGAACGCUUGGCUCGGCAACUGGGAGGACCCGGUUCAGCACCAGACUGCCCUAGUCCUAAGCUUAUCUGGACCUCGGAGCUGCGUCGCACGAUCCGUACCGUACAGAACAUCCCCGGCCCCCGGGCUGCCAUCAAGGAUCUGAACGAAAUCAAUGCCGGUAUUUGCGAGGGCCUUACGUACGAGGAGAUUCAGGAGCGCUUCCCGCAGGAGUUUGCCUGGCGCGAUCAGGACAAGUUCAAGUAUCGCUAUCCCCAUGGGGAAUCCUAUCUGGAUCUGUUGCAACGUGUUGACAGUGUGGUGCAGGCGCUGCUAGGCAACACAGACGUCCUGGUCGUUUCGCAUCAGGCCGUGCUACGAUGCAUUAUGGCAUACUUCAUGGGCACGAAGCCUGACGAUGUUCCCUACAUCAAUGUGCCACUGCAUACGUUGCUCAUCGUGCGUUCGUACGGGUACGAUUUUAAAGUUGAAACCGUUCCGCUCAAGGUGGAAUGUGUGGACACGUACCGUAUACAACCGAAGAACUGUUCGACAACACGCACAGCUGCGGAUGCUCUGACCACGGUCCCGGCACAUUUCGAUACUCCUCUUUCGCAGCCUACCUCCAUCAGCUAAAUUAUGGUCUCUCGCACCGCGUCAUGGCGAAACGUGCAGCAGUAGCAGACGCCACUCAACCAUCAGCCAGGCAGUCGCAGACAGAACGGAACUAAAACAGUGACAAACAGAAAAUUCAAAACUAAUUUGAUCACAAAAAACAAAACACAAAACGCUAUUAUUAGAGAAGUGUCGCCCCAAAUUUAUAUGUAAGUACGGUACGCGCGUUGCAGUAACACAGAUCCAUCCUUCUUACUCGGUUGACCAAAACAGAAAACAGAAUGAGCACCAUCAACAAAUUUCACCAACCUGUUGCGAAAACCAAAAAUUUCCCGUUCUUCCAAAAAAUCAUAUAAACCACAUUUCGUACAAAUAAUAUUGAGUUUGAGCACGGCACGGUGAAGUGAAGCACGCGAUCAGCAGCAGCAGCAGCAGCAUUUUCAAGCGGGUCAACCAAGGAAAAAUGGACUUUUUAACAGCUAACAUGUGCAUCAUUAUUUGGUUUUACUCCACUUACAUUGGUAACUCUUCGCUAUCCUAAGUUGAGUUCUGAUUAUGUCAUGAUUAAAAGAAAAGGAAAAGUGCUUGGGAAUGAAGUCAUGUUGAGAUGAAAAGAUGCAUUUUAAUAUACAAAAUACAUACACCUGUAAUAGUGAAGCGCUAAAUCAUUUAAAACUAGCUGUUUUUAAGAAAGGAUAUUUGAUUUGGCAACUAAAGCACACACACACACAAGGAAGGAAACAAAUUAUGUAGGAAUAGCAAGCGUUAAGAAUAUAUCUACGUCUAUUUUUAAGUUGUAAUCGUUGAAUUUUUAUUUGUAGAAAACACAAUAACAAGAAAAGGUCAAUCCAAAAUAAACUACAAAAAAAGCUAAGAAACUGAUGUAAAAGUUCAAAA